AUGGAUUGGAACAGCACCACGGGCGAAGACACUGUCGCGGUUGCCAUAGUCCGGGCUCCAGCACGGGUUCCUGUCACUGAUCCGCGUUACGGCGGCCCGAUUUUGUUCAACCCUGGCGGUCCGGGAGGACCGGGUGUUGGAGCCGUAAUUGCUGCGGGUGCGGACAUGCAGGCAGUUUUCGAUGCGGCCUACCUUCACAAUAGUCCGUCCUAUGUAUCUGACGAACCAAGUGCCAAGUAUUUUGACAUUAUUGGCUUUGACCCUCGCGGAGUAGGGAACACAACACCAUUUCUGACUUGCCACUCUGAUCCUGCCGAACAAAUCACUUGGUCACUGCAAGGAGACCACCUCGUCCUUGGCUCCCCAGAAACAAACAUUGAAUAUUUGUGGCAGCGUUCCGUUGCUUUAGGGGAGAGCUGUCCACAAAGUGCCAAAAUUGCCAACUUUAUGACCACUGCCAUUGUCGCGAGAGACAUGAUAGAAAUAGUUGAGCGGCAUGGAGAAUGGAGAGAGAGACAAGCAGCAAAUGAAUCUACGGCAAGUCAGAGGCUUGCGUGGAAGAAAGGGGAAGAGCCCAUUCAGUAUUUUGGCAUAUCUUACGGCACUGUCCUGGGAGCAACUCUUGCCGCCAUGCAACCACAUCGCGUCAAGCGUUUUCUCCUAGACGGAGUCAAGGACGCAAAUGCUUAUUUCCGGGGCGAGUGGCAGCCCGAUGUUGUCGAUGCUGACGAGAUUAUGAAUCGCUUUUUCGAGUACUGUACCGCAGCCGGAGCUACGAAAUGUCCAUUUGCGACUAAUUCAACUACUGGUACGCAAAGGCGUCUUGACAAGCUGCUGGCAAAUGUCAGCUCGGCUGGGCCACUCGCGGUCGCUGGCUCGGAUGGCAAUGGCCCAUCGGUUAUUACCUUGAGCGAUAUCAAGAAGCUGCUUCUGCAAAAACUUUACUUCCCCAUAAUUACAUUCCCUGCUUUGGCGACUGCCUUGACACCACUAUCAUCAGGCAACGGAUCCGCGUAUGCUGCUGCCCUGCGGGCUGCGAAACCAAUCUUCCCGCAGGGUCAGCAUUCUCCCGGCUUUGCCAUCAACCCGCACGAUCCGGCCUCGAAGACUCACAGUUGGGCUAUGGGAUACCAGAUAGCAACGGCCAUUGCCGGCGGUGACGCUCAACGUCAUCUCACGAAGGCAGAGUUUAUGCAAUAUUAUAACGCGGUGCGAUCUCAGAGCAAGUACGGCGGUGAUGUUUGGGCUACAAUUUGGAUUAGUAUUUUCUCGUGGAUGGCCAAGCCAAAGUUCAGAUUCGGGGACACACACAUGAUCGCAUCCAACGUUACCGCCCAUCCUGUCUUAUUUGCUAGCACUACUCUGGAUCCCGUUACGCCGCUGGCGUCUGCAAAGCGCAUGAGUGCAAACUUCAGAGGCAGUGACGUCCUUGUUGUUGACGGAGAAGGACAUACCACUAUUGCGAGUCCGAGUCUCUGCGCCGUAAAGGCGUACAGGGCCUAUUUUCAAUCCGGCCUACUGCCCAAGCGUAGUUCAGUGGCUUGUUUGCCGCAGCAAAGACCGUUUCUGGGUUCUGCAGGACCAAGGGUCGAAACAGUAGCGCUGAAUGCUACAAACGAAGACAAGAUGCUUGCGGCCGCGGCGCUGGCUUUGAUGAACAAGAUUGCAAAGGCUGUAUAG
Metarhizium brunneum ARSEF 3297 is the source of this 1680-nucleotide messenger RNA. RefSeq lists its product as uncharacterized. The record is from RefSeq and is a predicted model, not a curated record. NCBI's taxonomy places the organism in Eukaryota, Fungi, Ascomycota, Sordariomycetes, Hypocreales, Clavicipitaceae.